AUGGAUUACACGUCGGGUAUGAUGCCUCUGAACUGGGUGCACAAGCCCCCCUUCACUGUCGAGGCUCCCGGCUACGAGAAACUCCCCGGCGAGACCAUCCCUCGCCGCCAUUUCAGGUUCAAGGACCAACUGCGCAACUCCCCCGCCGAGGGUGUCCACACCGUCUGGGAUAUCGUCCAGCGCAGCGCCCGAGUCUACCCAAAUCACCACGCAGUCGGCUACCGCAAGCUGGUCAAGCUCCACAAGGAGACCAGGAAGGUCCAGAAGAAUGUGGAUGGCGAGAUCCACGAGGUCGACAAGGAGUGGCAGUUCUUCGAGCUCAGUCCCUUCAACUUCUACACCUACAGAGAGUACGAGACUCUUGUCAAACAGAUCGGCUCUGGCCUGCGGAAGAUUGGCUUAACUUCCGAGCACAAGCUGCAUUUGUUUGGAACCACUAGGCACGUCUUCUGCUGCUCGCAGGGAUCUGACACUUCUGUUGAUCCUCGCCGAAAGCACCCAUCGUCUUAUCAUGUCUCUAUCCCCAUAGUCACGGCCUAUGAUAACCUCGGCGAGGAAGGCGUCGCCCAUUCCCUUGUCCAGACUAACGCUGAAGCCAUGUACGUCGACCCCCACCUGCUCAAGACGGCGACGGGUCCCAUUUGCAAAUCAAAAGUCAAGACCGUCAUUGUCAACGCCAAGUGCAUCUUCGCCGAGGGCGGCGAGGUCGACGAGUUUAAGAAGAACAACCCCGACAUCAUCGUCUACACGUACGAGGAACUCCGCAAACUGGGAGAAGAGAACCCUGUCGACCCUACCCCGGCCAAGGGCGCCGAUCUCUACUGUAUCAUGUACACUUCUGGCUCCACUGGUCUCCCCAAGGGCGCUUGCAUCAAACAUGAGUCCCUUGUCGCUGUCGCUUUGCUAACCGUCGCUCCUGUAGUGACGGGUCUCUGGACCAACGUCGAGGAAUGCGUUAGUGACAAGGAGUCAGUCCUUGCCUAUCUUCCCCUUGCCCACAUCUUUGAAAUGGCGCUUGAGAACCUGGUGCUAUUUAUUGGCGGCACUCUCGGAUACGGCAAUCCUCGGACGCUCUCCGACAUUUCCGUCAAGAACUGUGGUGGUGACAUGCGCGAGCUGAGGCCUACUGUCAUGGUCGGUGUGCCCCAAGUGUGGGAGACGAUUAAGAAGGGCGUGAUGUCCAAGUUGAAUACUUCGAGCUUCCUCCUCCAGGUACUCUUCUGGGGAGCUUUCAACUACAAGACCUUUAUGUCUAGGAACAAGCUGCCCGGAGCGAACAUCCUCGACAAAGUUGUUUUCUCCAAGGUCCGGGACCUGAGCGGCGGUCGUCUGCGCUUCAUUAUGAACGGAGCCAGCAGCAUUGCCGACGACACGAAGCACUUCCUGUCAAUUGUUCUUGCACCUAUGCUGACUGGCUACGGACUAACCGAGACCUGCGCCAACGGUGCCCUCGGCUGCCCUCUCGAGUUCUCACCCAACGCUAUUGGCCCGGUCCCGGCUUCUAUCGAAGUCAAAUUGGUCGCUAUCCCUGACAUGGGCUACGAAACGGAUUCUGGAACACCGCAAGGCGAGAUCUUAAUUAGGGGGAUGCCGGUUCUGAGCGAGUACUAUGACAAUCCCGAGGAGACCUCAAAGGCUGUGACGCCAGAUGGCUGGUUCAAGACUGGUGACAUUGGCGAGUUCGACGCUAAUGGGCAUCUUAAAGUCAUUGAUCGGAUCAAGAAUCUCGUCAAGAUGCAGGGUGGGGAGUACAUUGCCCUCGAGAAGCUCGAGGCCGUCUACCGCGGUGCCCGCACCGUCACGAAUGUCAUGGUUGUCGCCGACGUGAACAAAUCUCGCCCCAUUGCCAUAAUUAUGCCUAAUGAGAAGGCCCUGGUUGAGGAAGCCGAGAAGCUUAAUGUCGACAAGCAUAAAAUGUACCAGGACAAGAAGGUCAACAGCGUUGUUCUCAAUGACCUGCAAACCACUGGUCGCCGCGCCGGUCUCAGGGGCAUGGAGAUCGUUGCCGGCGUUGUCAUCACCGAGAAGGAGUGGACUCCCUUUAAUGGUCUUGUUACUGCUACCCAAAAGCUGAUCAGGAAAGCUAUUCGCGACACAUUUAGGAAGAAUAUUGAUGAGUGUCUCAAGGAUCUCUGA
Molecule: messenger RNA, 2136 nt
Organism: Penicillium riverlandense
Lineage: Eukaryota; Fungi; Ascomycota; Eurotiomycetes; Eurotiales; Aspergillaceae
Product: long-chain acyl-CoA synthetases &
Exons: 4
Coding region: 1-2136 (711 amino acids)
Biological process (GO): long-chain fatty acid metabolic process; long-chain fatty-acyl-CoA metabolic process
Cellular component (GO): plasma membrane; lipid droplet; endoplasmic reticulum
Molecular function (GO): long-chain fatty acid-CoA ligase activity
Source: RefSeq, a predicted model, not a curated record